This is a messenger RNA of Tetranychus urticae (two-spotted spider mite), 5191 nucleotides long. It is a transcript of the gene Uggt, whose product is annotated as UDP-glucose-glycoprotein glucosyltransferase. The record is from RefSeq and is a predicted model, not a curated record. Gene Ontology annotation, cellular component: endoplasmic reticulum. Gene Ontology annotation, molecular function: UDP-glucose:glycoprotein glucosyltransferase activity. Gene Ontology annotation, biological process: ERAD pathway. Lineage: Eukaryota; Metazoa; Arthropoda; Arachnida; Trombidiformes; Tetranychidae.
CUAGAUUUUCAUAAACUCUAGUGUCUAGACUUUCAAUUAUUCAUUAUUGAUUAUUCACAAUUAUUUAUCUCAAGAUGAUCUAAUUGCUUUCGUCUGUAAAUAUUUUUAUUAGUGCAAAAACUACCGAAGGUGUUAGCCUUGUUCCCUUGACAAUUGCUUGGGCCAGGUUGGUGGACAAGUCAAAAUGAAAAUCAACCUUAUCCACAUAUGUUUGUGCUUGUUAUUGGUAUUUGAUAUUACCACCGGUGACAAUGAGGAUAAUGUCAACGUGUUGACAAGCCGUUCGUCAUCUAAGUCAUCUAAAUCCGUGACAAUAUCUCUUUUCAGUAAAUGGAAUCAAACUUGUCUUUAUUCGGAGGCCAGUGAAUACCUGUGGGAGGAAUCUCAUAAUCUUUUCUGGACAUUUUUGGAAACAUUAACAAGUCAACCAGUUGCUGAUAGAUAUAUUAGCUCAUCAAGCUUCCAAGAUGACUAUGAAAGAAUACUUCAGCUUACCUUGCCUCUAUUAUCACCCUCCAAAAAGUCAAUCCUUAAAUUUAGUUUGUCUCUACGCUCUCAUUCACCCACAGUGGAGAUGUUUAAUCAAAUGUCUAAAGACAAAAGAGUUGACUUAGGGUUAGAUUCAGACGGUAAUGGUGAAUCUAAUGCUAUUAUUGGUAGUGAUAUAUUCUGUCCGACCUUCGUUGAAUUUUCUCGGCCAUCAUCUCAAAAUGACAUACCAUUUGCUUGUGAUGUUGAAUCUGCUAAAAGCACUCUGACUCAAUUAUUAUCGGCUCAAACUUCUUUCAUUAGUCCAUUAAUUUAUAAAUCAGAUCAUAUUCAUCCUGAAAGCUCGUCACAGGCGAAUUAUAUCACUGCCAUUCUCUAUGGUCAUUUCCCAAGCUCAUCUUUUUCUAAUUUGUACAACUUUUUAAAGACCCAAGUUAUUGAUACGGGCAGAAUUAAAUUAUUGAUACGACAUUACAUUCCGUUUGUUAAACCCGGUAAAGUAUCUCUAUCUGGUUAUGGUGUUGAACUAGCCAUUAAAAGUACUGAAUACAAGGCUCAAGAUGAUACUCGAGUUAAAGGUGAAGCUACAUCUGCUGCAUUAGCAUUACAAUCAGAUGAUGGGCCUGAUGAACUUGAAGGUUUUGUAUUUUCAAAGUUGAAACAAAGUUAUCCGGAUAGCGCUGAAAAAAUCAAUGAGUUCCAUACUCAUUUAAUUGAAACAAUGAAAGAAAUUGCCACCUUUAAAGUUUGGGAACUUCAAGAUAUGAGUUUACAGGCUGCUAAAAAGAUUAUAAGCUCUCCCAAAGAAGACCAACUUCGACUUUUGAAGGAUAUUGCACAAAAUUUUCCAUCUUUAUCCCGAACAUUGAUAAAUAUUCCAGUUGAUAAUGAUCUCAAAAAAGAAGUUGAGCGGAACCAGCACAUUUUCAUGCACCAUCUCAAUCUGGGAACAUCAGAUUCAGCUCUUUUCGUAAAUGGUAUGUUUUUUGAUAUGGAUACAACCGAUAUUUUUACUCUUCUUCACUACUUGAAGAAAGAAGUAAAACUCAUAGAAGGACUCCAUAAAGUUAUUGGCCAAGAUCAAGCGAAAAUCAAAAAAUUAAUCAAAUUGGAUGUCAACGAUGAUAAACAAGAGUAUCAAAUCGAUAUCAGAGAUUCUGCUGUUAUGUAUGUCAAUGACAUAGAAAAUGAUAAGAUGUAUCGUAGCUGGUCAUCAAGUUUACAAGAUAUGCUUCGACCAACUUAUCCUGGAAUGUUAAGAAAUGUUCGUAAAAACAUGUAUCAUCUUGUGCUCAUCAUAGAUCCAAGUAAAAAAGAAUCGUUUGAUAUUAUUAAAUUGGCCGAGUCGUUUUAUGUCCAUAAAGCACCUCUUCGAAUUGGAUUUGUCUUCGCAGUCAAUAAGAAUAUGUCAGUUAAUGGAUUCAACGAUGCCGGAGUCGCUUUGCUUAAUGCAUUCAACUACAUUACUGAAACUAAAACUCCUUAUGAUGGACUUUCGUUCUUAACGGAUGUUAUAGCAUCUAUCAAAUCAAAUAGCAUUGAAGAGAAAGAUUUAAAUCCAGAGAGCGUCGUCAAUUUGUUAAAAGCAAAAUUCCCCAAGGCUGAUCUUGAUUUAGUAUUUGGAUCAGAUUCUAAUUAUGAUACUGGGCGUAAAUUAGCUUGGGACUUUCUCCAAAGGACUGGUCUGACUUCUCCAAUUAAAGUUUUGAUGAAUGGUGUUGUAUUAAAACAGAAUCAUCUUAACUCGGAACUUUUUGAAGAGGCAGUUUUGACUGAAAUCAUGCGACAAACGCCAACUAUUCAAAAAGCUGUAUAUAAGGGCGAACUUACUGAAUCAAAAGAUAUUCUUGACUGGCUCAUGUCUCAAAAAACAGUUAUGCCUAGACUCAAUCAACGAAUUCUCAAUAAUAAAGGUAAAAUUAUUGAUCUUGUGCCGGAUGAAACACUUGCCAGCCCUUCUGAUGAAACUGAUAUUGUGAGCAGUACACUCAGUUUGAACAAUUUCCAAGCUCGAAUAAAGUACAUCAUAAGUAAUGAGAAACGUUGUUCUCCAAUCACACUUUGGAUCGCUGCUGAUUAUGAGAAAAAGGAAGGAAGGAGAAUUCUGUUAUCUGCUCUUUCUUAUCUUCGUUCAAACAAUCAACAUAUGAGACUCGGAAUCAUCUAUUCAAAUGUUGGAUUAGUAUCUCAAACAAUUGAAGCUGCUCUGAGCUCAAUUAGAGACGCAAAGUCAACGCUUUCAUUCCUUAUUAAAUAUCUUGUUGAAGUUGAGCAUGAUACAAGUCUAGAUAAUGUUCUAAAUGCACAUGAAUUGGUACCAGCGGAAGCUAAAGACGAUUUCAAAGAAGUUUUCAAAAACAUUCAACUGGAUACUACCUUAUUCAAUUUGCAUCACGAAUUUAUUUCAAAAAUUAUCGAAUUGGAUGAUUCUAAAAUUGGCGUUGUUGUCAAUGGUCGAGUGAUUGAGAUUCCAACCAAUGAGUCAUUUGUCGAGGAUGAUUUCAGCCUCGUUGAAAGACAUGGUAUGUUGAAUUUCGGUCAAAAAAUCUUGGAGGUUCUAGAUACAAAUGAUAAGUCCGAUCCUGCAAUCUGUAGUAACCUUGUUAUGAAAAUAAGCAAUGUUUUAUCAUCAUCAUCUAUAAAUAAAAUGCGCCAUGAGUUACAAAAUUUUGGAUCAGAACAUAGUGCAAUCAUUUUACCUUCAUCAACUCCUGAACUGCCAACACUUGAUGUCACAGCCAUUGUUGAACCUUUAUCUCGAGGAGCCCAGAAACUUGCUCCUAUUUUGAUGGCUCUGCAGAAAGUUUUCAAUAUUAACAUCAGAGUGUAUCUAAAUUGUAUUGAAAAACAUUCGGAUAUGCCUCUUAAAAAUUAUUUCCGAUAUGUUAUCGACAGUGAGAUGCAUUUCGCUGAUACCCAAGGCUCCAAACUAUUGAAUACAGAUGCAUAUUUUGGCAAUAUGCCGUUAUCACCUUUGUUUACUCUUGGUAUGAUUACACCAGAAAAUUGGUUGGUUGAAAGUGUGACUUCCCCUUAUGAUCUUGAUAACAUUCACUUGGAAGAAAUUGAAGGUCCUGGUGUUUGGGCUGAUUUUGAACUUGAAUAUCUUCUAUUGGAAGGACACUGUUUUGAACAAUCGACUGGUAAUCCUCCUCGUGGCUUACAAUUUAUUUUAGGCUCUAAAAGUGAUCCUGAUGUUUCUGAUACAAUUGUCAUGGCUAAUCUUGGAUAUUUCCAAUUGAAAGCUAACCCUGGUGCUUGGACACUUCGGUUAAGACCGGGAAGAAGUGACGAUAUCUACUCUAUUGUUAGUCAUGAGAACACAGACCCCGUUUCAGAUAGUUCAAAUGUAGUCAUUUUGAUCUCUAGUUUCCAAAGUAACGUAGUUAAAAUAAGAGUAAAUAAGAAACCUGACAAACAAGACGAAGAAUUACUGUAUGAUGAUGGAGAUGACGAUGAAAAUAGCUUAUGGGGUUCAAUCAGCUCAUGGACAGGUGGAUCUAAGAAAAAGCAGACCAAUGGAGUUCAGGAGAAAGAAACUGAAAAGUUAAACAUUUUCUCUUUGGCCUCUGGUCAUCUAUAUGAAAGACUUCUCAGAAUUAUGAUGUUGAGUGUAAUUAAACACACCAAAACACCAGUUAAAUUUUGGUUCCUUAAAAAUUACUUGUCUCCUACAUUCAAAGAUUUCCUUCCCACCAUGGCUGAAAAAUACGGUUUUGAAUACGAAUUAGUACAAUACAAAUGGCCUAGAUGGUUACACCAACAAACAGAAAAGCAAAGAAUUAUUUGGGGAUACAAGAUUCUAUUUCUCGAUGUUCUUUUCCCGUUGGAUGUAAAAAAGAUUAUUUUCGUUGAUGCUGAUCAGGUUGUCCGAGUUGAUCUCACUGAACUUCGUGAUUUAGAUUUAGAGGGUGCACCUUAUGGUUACACUCCCUUCUGCGAUAGUCGAGAAGACAUGGAUGGUUUCCGGUUCUGGAAAACUGGUUAUUGGGCCAAUCAUUUACAUGGUCGAAAAUAUCACAUUUCAGCCUUAUAUGUAGUUGAUCUUCAGAGAUUCCGUCGUAUCGCUGCUGGAGAUCGGUUAAGAGGACAAUAUCAAGGUUUAAGUCAAGAUCCUAAUAGUUUGAGUAAUCUUGAUCAAGAUUUACCAAACAAUAUGAUUCAUCAGGUACCGAUUAAAUCAUUACCUCAAGAGUGGCUUUGGUGUGAAACUUGGUGUGAUGAUGGAUCGAAAUCCAAAGCUAAAACUAUUGAUUUAUGCAAUAAUCCUAAAACAAAAGAGCCAAAAUUAACUGCAGCUCGAAGAAUAUUACCCGAAUGGGAAGCUUAUGACAAUGAAAUUAAGGAAUUGAUGAGAGAAUAUGAAGAAUCGAAACAAUCAUCCACAAUGGUAAAUGAAAUUGAAGUUGAAAGUAAAGAUACUAAGCCAACAAUGCCUGGACCUGAAAAAAAGACAGAAGCUAAGGAUUCAGCUCACCAUACAGAACUGUGAUGAAUCAAAUUAACAGCGUAUUCUGAAAAUUGAUGUAAGGGUAAAUGGAAAGAUUAUUUUUCAGAUUAUUAAUACGUUUAAUCAAAUGUUUUCUCAUCUGAUGUUAACAUUUUCUACAAAUUUUGUUCGCCAUCCAUAAUCAAGAUCGCCAAAAGGAUGGUUCAUGUAAAAUAAACUAUCGAUGAUUUAUUUUUACUUUUUAAUUUAACA